Messenger RNA from Suillus fuscotomentosus, 1160 nucleotides. Its product is annotated as p21-C-terminal region-binding protein-domain-containing protein. NCBI's taxonomy places the organism in Eukaryota, Fungi, Basidiomycota, Agaricomycetes, Boletales, Suillaceae. Gene Ontology annotation, cellular component: nucleus. Bases 38 to 913 code for a protein of 291 amino acids. The transcript is spliced from 5 exons. The record is from RefSeq and is a predicted model, not a curated record.
CUUUGUUUCGUGAAUUAUUGGUCCACACCAUAUUCAAAUGUCAAAACGCAAAAAUCAAGUUAACCACGAAGAUUCCGACAGCGACUCGGAAGACACUCCGACGUUCAUCGAUGUAGAUUUCGAUUUUUUUGGCUUCAAUGUAACGAUCGACUACCAUGCCAUCAAGCGUCUUCUCGAUCAGCUCUUUGGUGUAGACGCUGAGGGUCUCAGCACGCACGCUCUUGCGGACCUGGUGCUUUCACAGCCUGACAUAGGGACCACGAUCAAGACUGAUGGAGAGGAAAGCAGCCCAUAUGCAUUCUUGAGCAUUUUAAAUAUCGGUGUGCACAACGACAACGUGUCUAUAAAGUCGCUCGUAGAGUACAUUCUGGCAAAAUCGAAGGGAGAUAAUGCCUUCCACGAAUCACUAUCGACGGUACUGCGUGAUCCACAGUGUCAAGUAGGUCUCGUUCUAUGCGAAAGGUUGAUCAAUAUGCCUGUUCCGGUGAUACCUCCCAUGUACCGUAUGCUCGUAGAUGAGCUCAGGGAUGCAGUCGAAGAGAACGAACCCUUCAAUUUCACACACCUGAUUUUCGUAUCACGUGUAUACAAACUUACUCCGGAAGAGGAGGAAGCAAUGACUAUCGCCCGACAACAACCAGGGAAAGCGUCAAAAAGACAGAAAUCUCAAAACUCGAAUGAGGAAACGAACGACAGAAGCCCGGAUGGAGUAUACCCAUUCCAUCCAGAGGAUGAGGAAAUUCGAAAGAUUGCCUCUCAUCAUCUGAUUUUUCCGUAUUCAAACGCCCAGCCACGUAAUGCAGAGUCAUUUGGAUUAGACACGGCUGGACGGUUGAUGCUUGUGCCAGCGGCACAGCUCACAGAGCUGGCAAGAGUACUCGGGGAUGUAUUUCAGCCACCUGGAAAUGUGUAAACUGUCGGCAUGCGCCAUCCUCCCCUCAUUGGGCGAAUGUUGAUCUGUGUUUCGGUCGAGAGAUACUCUAAGUAUAAACAGAAACAAGUAUUGGAAAUAAAAUAGCGACAGCAUAUGUAUGACCUACCUUAUUUUCAUCUGCCUGAAAAAAGCACAACAUAAUAUACGUACAUGCUAGACCUCGAGGGUCCUGUUAUUUGUGCGUAGGCGAGCUUGGGAGGUACACUCAGACUCAUUUUUGUGCAGG